AUGCAAAAUAAUUACUCUUAUGACAUGUCUUAUAAUCCUCUUUUGCAACAACAAAUGAUGGUAGGUUCCCCUUACAUGCCACAGAAACCAAAUCCAUAUGGAUCCCAAAAUGGUUUCAGUAGUUUUGGUGGUGUCCCUUCUAAUCCUGGUGCUCAAGGUCCUCCAAUGAACCCAAGUCAAUUUGCCAAUAGCAUCCCUAUGGGUCAGCUCCAUAUGGAAAGAAAUGAUCAGUUCAACAACUCUAAUGCGCCUUAUAUGCAAGAGGGCUACCCUCCUCAUGAUUUCAAUGAAUACAACAUGACCAAUAACUUUGCCAACUCACAAAGCAGUUUAAAUGAAAUCCACAACCUUAACAGCAAUGGUAUUGAUGGAGGAAUGAACAAUAUGGGAUCUUAUGGGGAUUCUGCCGGCGAUUUACACAGCAUGAACUCUGGAUUGAAUAGUUUGGGUGCCAAUUCUGGCUCUUUGGCUAACAUGCCUCCUGGGGACGCCGCGUCUCCAAACAUUAACCAGCAAAAUCCUGUUGGCCAACAGAGAGCAAACUCCUUCAUGGGUAACCCAGGUAAUGACUUGAUAGGUACUAGUGCUCCUAGCCGUACAGUCUACUUAGGAAAUGUUCCUCCUGAUAUCACCCCUGAAGAAUUAUUGAACCAUGUCAGAAGUGGUAUCAUUGAAAAUGUGAGAAUUUUACCAGCGAAGAUGUGUGCCUUUAUUUCCUUCAUUGACGAAAGCUCAGCUUUAUUGUUCCAUUCUGAUGCCAUUUUGAAACGUCUCACCAUUAAAAGCAAUGAUAUUAGAAUCGGCUGGGGUAAAUCCACGCAAAUUGCUCCCGCAGUUUUGAACAGUAUUCAAAGAGAUGGAGCUACUAGAAAUGUAUAUUUGGGUAACUUGAAUAAAGAUAUAACUCUGGAAGAAUUGAAACAAGAUUUGUCAAAGUUUGGCCAGAUUGAUACUAUCAAGAUUUUACCUGACAAAGGGGUUGCCUUUGUUCACUUUUUGAGCAUUUUGAGUGCCGUUAGGGUCGUCCAGCAAUUGCCUUUAGAGGAGAAAUAUGUCAAUAAGAAAGUCUUUUAUGGUAAAGAUAGAUGUGCAUUCAUCACCAAAACUCAGCAGCAUAAUGCUGCCCAAUAUCUUGGUUUGGCACCUGGUAUGGAACACUUGGUAACUGCGGCAGACAGAGAUUUCAUUUCUAAUGCGUUAGUUCAGCAGUCUGCUGCUGCUGCUGCAAUUGCAACCAGUGCAGGCGGGGCGAACAACUUGGGUAACAGAACUGUUUACUUGGGAAAUUUGCACCCAGAUUCGUCUAUCGAAGAAAUUUGUAAUGUUGUCAGAGGUGGUUUAUUGCAAACAAUCAGAUAUUUAUCCGAAAGACACGUUUGUUUCAUAACUUUUAUUGAUCCAAUUGCUGCUGCACAGUUUUUUGCCAUGUGUCAUUUACACGGAUUAACAAUCCACAACAGAAGAGUUAAAGUUGGUUGGGGUAAGCACUCUGGCCCAUUGCCAAAUCCAAUCGCAUUGGCAGUAUCCUCUGGUGCCUCAAGAAACAUUUACAUCGGUAACAUCGAAAGAGAUUUGGAAACUUUAUUCAACGAACCAAAGUUGAGACAAGAUUUCAGUAAAUUUGGGGAAAUUGAGCAAAUUAACUUUUUGCCAGAGAAGAAGUGUGCGUUUGUAAAUUUCACAAACAUCGCUAAUGCUAUCAAGGCUAUUGAUGGAAUCAAAAUGAAUGAUGAUUACAAAAAUUUCAAGAUCAAUUACGGUAAAGAUAGAUGUGGUAAUAUGCCAAGGCAAUUUCAAUCUCUUAACAGCAAUUCCGUCGCUGCCAAUGGUACUUUAGCAGGUAUCCCUGGCGCAGGUGUUGCCACCCCCGAUGCUCCCUCCUCUGCUGGUUUCCCAGACUCUGUUGCCAGUGAUAUUGGUGCUUCUCCCGCUCCUAUCAUCUCUUUGGAUUCUGUAGGUAAUCCUAGCGAUAUUUCAGCAGAAGAAGCAAAUGGAACUGCCUCGGAAGUAGACCUCACUACCGAUGUUUGA
This is a messenger RNA of Saccharomycopsis crataegensis, 2031 nucleotides long. Its product is annotated as Mrn1 protein. The record is from RefSeq and is a predicted model, not a curated record. The transcript has a single exon. Gene Ontology annotation, cellular component: cytoplasmic stress granule. Lineage: Eukaryota; Fungi; Ascomycota; Saccharomycetes; Ascoideales; Saccharomycopsidaceae. The coding region runs from base 1 to 2031 and encodes 676 amino acids. Gene Ontology annotation, molecular function: mRNA binding.